AUGGCAGAGCCAGUCCCCAGUAUCCCUAUCCCCAUCCCGCCCGUCGACCCCGUACCUACCUCCUCUAUCGCCCCUCCCGCCCCGCAGCCCGAGCUCGGCAAGGAGAUGACAACCAUCAUCGAGAAUGGUCAGACGGUCGUCCUCCCCGUCCCGCGCACGAACUCCGACCACCCGGCUCAGUCUGACCAUGCGGAAGGAUGGGCCGGGCUCGGCAAUAUGGGGAUGACAUCGACGCCUCCAGGUGGGCCCGGGGUACCGACACCGACGAGUCUUGUUCCCGUUCCUGCGCCAUCAGUGGCUGCUCCCGCGGCGCCUGCGGAUCCAGGUCUGCCUCUUCCUCCUCCGGCUGCCGGGACGAGCAGCGCAGUUGUGCCAGUACCGGCCCCAGUACCGUCCUUGCCGCCAGGUCAGCUGGUGCCUGGAGCGCCCGCUGCGCCGACUUCCUCGACAGCCGACGCGGUAUUGCCGCCCGUCCUGCUCAAUAAUGAUAAGCCUAGCGUUCCCGUGACCACAUCUAGCAGCAGCAGCAGUACCAACGCUAAUCGUAUCAGGCCCAACAUCUCACCCUUACCCCAAGCCCCAGUCUUCUCCGACCCCGUGGCGAUCAAGCCUUCCUCCUCCCGUCUUCCUCCGCCCAGACCGAGCUCAUCUACGCGGGACGUAUCCCUUGUCCCCGGCGGACCGAGCGCUACCUCCUCCUCUGCCUCAUCUACCUCAAAAGGCGCUUCGGCAUCGGCAUCGGCCACCUCCUCGGCAGUCGCAGAUUUCCCGUUUGUUCCUGUCGCGCCCAGUUCGAGUAGCCGGACGCGGACAGUCUGGGAUGCUAUGGGCGGCUCAUCAUCUGGCGCAAUCGAGAACGUAGCGGCCAAGCCGACGACGAGCAGCAGUGCCCGUGCCCCUGGCCCCGUCCCCAUCCCAUCUCUCUCGACCUCGGCUACGAUGCUGGAUGGAGUCAAGGCGGGGCAGAUAGCUUCACAGAGCGCCGGGACCGGGCCGGUCACAGUUCUGGUGGAUGCUCCACCUGACGUUUCUCAGGGGGACGCAGCCUCCUCAUCUCAGCAACCCAUCCCAUCUCUCCCUCCCGCGGGCUCACCGGAAGAAGCCAAAGUCCUCGCCGUCGUAUCCUCCACCAUCACACUCUCCGGCUCCGCCGCCGUCGCAGCCAUCAAAGCGGGCGCUACGCAAUUGGGCAGCGGUGGCGGGACGACGAGCAACAGUACGACUGGAGACGACGGAGGACUAAGUGGGUUUGCGAUCGCGGGCAUUGUGGGUGGCGGGGUGUUGGGAUUGAUGAUUGUCGUGGUUGUCUGGUAUAGAUGGCGUAAGAAGAGCAAAGACAAGGACGAUGAGCCCAGUCAGGACAUGACGGAGGCACAACGACCCGAUACGGCCUUCUCGUUCUCUGACGACCCCGUCACGGCGAGUACGGGCCGGAUUCGCCGGGGUACGAUGCAAGCUGCUCAGCAAGGCCAGGGACCGUUUGAUGAUCGGUAUCAAUCCCAGUAUGGCGGCGGGUCGGGGUAUCAGCCUCAUCAAGAUGGGGAGCACGACAUCCACGCUCAGCGGGAAUACACUCAAGGAACUGAUCAGGAUGGGUAUCCUUUCCCUGCUCAAGGUACUCACGAUUCCGCUCCUCACCCUCACGUACGUUUAGAAGGUCAAGAUGACCUAAACGAGCUAUACGGUUCCGCCAUCGAAGAAGAACAAGCCCGUCGAGAACUGACCAACCCCUUCGCACCGCCCGUCCCGCCUCUUCCAGCGUCGGUACGCCAGUCAGGCCUUUCUCGACCAGGAACAAGCUAUACCGACAUCUACGGGGCAUACGAGUCCCGUCCCGCCACUCAAGUAUUGGAGGAUCGAUACUCCCACCGCGCCCACCCUCCGCGCAGGGAGGAUGAUGAUGAUGACGACGGGGAUCUUCCAGCGCAAACACCAGCGACCUCGUCUCUCCUUCCUUGGCUCAAGAAGGAUCCAGCACCACCGCCGCCCGUCCCGGCCUUACCUGCUCCGGCGAGACGACGGGGAAGGGAGGAGAGGGAAGAGAGGAACCUGGAUGUGCCUCAAGAUGUGGGUAUAGGCGAAGGGGAAGGGGAAGGGGGAGGUAGGGAGUACACGAGGUAUGAGUCGAAUGUGGCGGGUUUGGGCGCGAGAGGGGGUCCACCCCCGAGACCGGCGAGACCUGUGAUGGCGCAGACGCCGGCGUGGGCGGGGGCGAAUGAGUUCAACGUGAUGAUACCUGGUUUCAGGUAG
Molecule: messenger RNA, 2250 nt
Organism: Dioszegia hungarica
Lineage: Eukaryota; Fungi; Basidiomycota; Tremellomycetes; Tremellales; Bulleribasidiaceae
Exons: 4
Coding region: 1-2250 (749 amino acids)
Source: RefSeq, a predicted model, not a curated record